Molecule: messenger RNA, 648 nt
Organism: Thunnus maccoyii (southern bluefin tuna)
Lineage: Eukaryota; Metazoa; Chordata; Actinopteri; Scombriformes; Scombridae
Product: flavin-containing monooxygenase FMO GS-OX-like 7
Exons: 5
Coding region: 1-564 (187 amino acids)
Molecular function (GO): NADP binding; flavin adenine dinucleotide binding; N,N-dimethylaniline monooxygenase activity
Source: RefSeq, a predicted model, not a curated record
AUGGGCAAAGAGGUCAGUCUGAGUCAUGGUCUCCCUCGUUUUAACUGUCCUCUACUUUCCAGGAUGCAACAAGGCCGCCCAAUCGAGGCUGUCCAGGAGGAUGGCAACAUUUGUUUCCAAGACGGCUCAGGGGGCGAGGCUGACGUCCUGCUGUUUUGCACCGGGUACAACUUCAAGUAUUCAUUCCUGGAUGCGGCUCAGCUGGGUCUGGAGAUCAUUAGCCAUCUGAUCACACCUCUGUACCGCUUCCUGAUUCCCCCGGCCUUCCCCUCACUGUUCUUCAUUGGCAUCUGCAAUCCCAUCUGUCCCCACCCCAACUUCUAUUGCCAGAGCCGAUUCACCAUGACUAUGUUGGACGGCUCUGUCACUUUACCAUCUGAGGCCCAGAUGGAGGAGGAGAUCUGUGCAGAGAUGCAACAGAAGGUGGAGCACGGAGUCCAGCAGAGCCACAUGCUGAAUUUGGACAAGGAUCAGUGCUUCAUCUUUCAGCCUCAUCCCAUCCUCUCCAUAUCUGCUGCCAAACUCUGGUCCAGGGCUCGGCGGCAGCAGCUCCACAUCCUUUGAGCUGCUUGUGCUGGCAGCUCUGGCGAUCCUGGUGAGCGUCUGUUCGUAUGGUGAGGGCAGGUAGACCAUGAGGAACACGCCGUC